UUUCAUGUGAGAGCCCAAGAGAUGGUGGUGUGUUGACAGCUGCAGCCGCAGGGCUGCGUGAAGGGUUCAUUCCUGUCCAGCCAUGGAGAGACCUUUCACAGUGCUACAAGUGAGCCUGCACCACCCCACGCAGGAUCUGGCUACCUGUGCCCACAUCCCACCCAGGCUGCAGCAUGACACCAGCCCCUUGCUGGUGGGACGUGGACAGGACACCCACCUUCGGCUCCCCAUGCCGUGCCUCUCUCGCCAACACCUGUCGCUAGAGCCCUACAGGGAGAUGGGCAGUACUGAGCUGACCUUCUGCAUCAAGAUCCUGAGCCGCAAGGGCCGGGUGUGGGUCAACGGGCUGACACUGAGGUUCCUGGAGCAGGUCCCCUUGAGCACCGUCAACAAGGUCAUCUUUUGCGAGGUCCAGAUGGUGAUCCGCAUAGAGAAGGGUGCCUCCCUGGAAGCCUUCAUCUGCUACUUCCAGCUCAGCCCCUCGCCCCUGAUUUAUUUCCCCCAGGCUGUGGAGACAGAUGAAUCAGAAAGCAGCCCCCAGGCGCAGCAUCCCUUGGGAUCAGACCACAGGGCUCUGGAGGACUCUGACUUACCACGCAGCCCUCUGCAACCCAGACCUGGAAGAAGACCAGAAAUACAGCUCCAGAGGGAGCUCCCAGACCAUGAACUGGGCCAGAGAAUGAGCCUUUGCUAA
Molecule: messenger RNA, 694 nt
Organism: Suncus etruscus (white-toothed pygmy shrew)
Lineage: Eukaryota; Metazoa; Chordata; Mammalia; Eulipotyphla; Soricidae
Gene: TIFAB
Product: TIFA inhibitor
Exons: 2
Coding region: 83-694 (203 amino acids)
Biological process (GO): canonical NF-kappaB signal transduction
Molecular function (GO): protein binding
Source: RefSeq, a predicted model, not a curated record